CGAUUUUGUAUACUCUCUCGCUCGAGCUUGUGAAGAUUCAAAAUCAAAACUUUUGCCACUACGACUACAGAAUGAGCUUCCGUUUCCUCACAAAGCAGCUGCGGAGCCGAAUCAGAGCCCGUAUAUCGCCAUUUUCCUCCAUUUUCUUGCGUUCAUUCUCACAAUUCUCCAGACCUACGUUUGGCAUUGCAUUCGACAUUGAUGGUGUGCUUCUCCGUGGCGAUGCUCCCAUUGGAGGCUCUCCACAAGCUCUCAGAAAGUUAUACGACGAUUCUGGUGUAUUAAGGGUUCCUUUUAUCUUCUUGACAAAUGGCGGAGGAUUUCGUGAAUCCAAGAGAGCCUCAGAUUUGAGUGAAGUUUUAGGCGUAAAUAUAUCACCUUUACAGGUUGUUCAGGGACAUUCACCAUUUAAACACCUAGUGAACAGAUAUGAAAACAAACUUGUGAUUGCCGUUGGAAAAGGAGAACCCGCUGCAGUGAUGUCUGAAUAUGGAUUUCGGAAUGUUCUUUCAAUUGAUGAAUAUGCAUCCUUCUUUGAUAACAUUGAUCCUCUGGCACCAUAUAAGAAAUGGACGACUAUAAAAGGUGCUAAUCAUGAAAAAACUAUCGCAGAUCUAACUGAGAAGAAGAAAAUUUGCUCAGAGAAGGUUGAGGCUGUCUUCAUCGUUAGUGAUUCUGUUGAUUGGAGCAGGGAUAUUCAGGUACUUUGUGAUAUCUUAAGAACUGGAGGUCUUCCAGGCAGGGAAUUUGGGAACCAACCGGACUUGUACUUUGCACAUGAUGACCUUGAAUACCAGGCUGCUUUUCCUUGUGAGCGUUUUGGUAUGGGAGCUUUCAGAAUUGCACUACAAUCUAUCUACAAUAAGAUUCACCCUCAUGCUUUGCAAUAUACGUGCUAUGGCAAACCAAAUCCACUCGUAUUUCACAAUGCAGAAUCUGUACUUAAACUAGUGUCAUCAAUUCAUCAAAACAAGGUGGAUGUGAAUACUGAAACUCAUCACUUCAAGACACUAUAUAUGAUAGGGGAUAAUCCUUCUGUCGAUAUCAAUGGUGCAAUUCAGGCUGGAAGUCCUUGGUUUUCUAUCAUGACUAGAACAGGGGUUUUUAAGGGAAAAGAAAAUCAUGAUAAGUAUUCAGCUGAUCUGGUAGUUGACACUGUUGAAGAAGCAGUGAACUUCAUUUUCAAGAAGGAAGGGAUCUCUUGAGAAAAACAUGAAGGGAAGGUUUAUUUUUUUGUCAACAUAUUGAUAAUUUCAUUAUUAUUGGUGAGAUUCUUAAUUACUUUCCUAAUUAAAAUGGCAGUUGUUCGACCAAUUUCUAUUGGAAAAAAAGUAUUUCUUAAUCAAGAUUAUAAUCUUUUCACAUUCGGAGUAUUAGAAGAAAUCUAUUUUUUAUUGGUUAGUAGUGCUAAUUAAUGGAAUUUAGGAAAAUGAAAAUUUUCUAUUUUUAAAUUACUUUUUGUUCUUUUUAACUUUUAUGAAUGAGUUAAAAAGGUCAUCUCUGUAUCAGAUGACUUGCUUCUUACAAACUUAUGAUAUACAACAUUUUGUUUGCAUCAUAACUUACUAUUGCAUUAGGGAUCAUUGUGUGUAUCAUCCUAGCUUAAGGAGUUAUCUCUGUUAGGGAAAAUAUAACAAACAUCUUAUAACAAAUCAUGUUAGGGAUGACCAUGUCACGAUAUUCAUUUUUCUCAACUAAAAGAUAACUUAUUGAGAAAAAAAAAAAGGAAAACACAACAAAAAUAAUAAAAAUUGUGAUUAGAAAGUCAUUGUGUUGGGUUACAAUCUAUUGAUUGAUAAUCUGUGUUGGUUUCGGUUAAUGUGGCUAGUUUUCUUAAUAUCAUUGAGGAGACCUCUUGUUGGUCAUCCCCUCCCCUUGGCUUGUAUGAGGUGAUUUCUGACGUCGAUGUCUUGGAUAGUGAUGUGGGAAUCGGAGCUAUAUCCUUCAGCAUUCGAAUGGUGAGGUUAUACUUGCUUUGGAGAGUCAUUUUCUUUAUGACAAAGUUUUGUGGAGAUUGCUAAAGAUAUUGUCAUGUUUAGUGAUAUUUCAUACGCUAUUGAGGCUAACACCUCUCAAUUGUGAGUUAAAAUUUAUUCCAAAGUUUUCUCACAUCUUUUUGUUGGAAAUGCUAGAUGUACGAACGAAGUUUAAACUUUCAUUGAUUUUAUUAGAGAUCUCUAUUUUAGUGGUUGUAUUAUAGACGUACUUUGGACUAACCAUUGCUGGAA
This is a messenger RNA of Cucumis sativus (cucumber), 2228 nucleotides long. RefSeq lists its product as uncharacterized. The coding region runs from base 72 to 1205 and encodes 377 amino acids. The transcript has 12 exons. The record is from RefSeq and is a predicted model, not a curated record. Gene Ontology annotation, biological process: glycerophospholipid biosynthetic process. NCBI's taxonomy places the organism in Eukaryota, Viridiplantae, Streptophyta, Magnoliopsida, Cucurbitales, Cucurbitaceae. Gene Ontology annotation, cellular component: mitochondrion.